Molecule: messenger RNA, 1176 nt
Organism: Daldinia childiae
Lineage: Eukaryota; Fungi; Ascomycota; Sordariomycetes; Xylariales; Hypoxylaceae
Product: Monoacylglycerol lipase ABHD12
Exons: 6
Coding region: 1-1176 (391 amino acids)
Source: RefSeq, a predicted model, not a curated record
AUGACCUCGAGAACUCCACGGUGGGCCAUCCCCGUAGGCAUUAGUCUAGGCGUCCCAUUUGGUCUCUAUCUGCUCUUCAUCUUACUAGGCGCCUUUCCUUUUUUUCAAAGACACUUUUUGUACUGUCAUCGAAUUAAUACGUUGUUCUGGCAUGACUUAAAUAAACCAGAGUAUUGGGGGUUCGCUAGGAACCAAGUAACGCCUUUCUCUCUAAGUACCGCUGAUGGAGAGAGCAUCUACGCGUGGCAUAUUCUACCUCUUACAGCCUAUUUGAAGCACGAGGACAAGCUCCAGGCUCAACAACGAGGCUACUCGAACGAUAUUACCAAGACGGCAUCAUUUAAGCUACUCAAAGAGGACCCCGAUGCUCGCAUUGUAAUAUAUUUUCAUGGGAACGGUGGCCAUGUUGCCCAGGGAUACCGCCCCGACAGUUAUCACACCCUGACUGAUUCGUCACAUUACCAUGUUCUGGCCAUUGAUUACCGUGGCUUUGGUAAAUCUACCGGUACGCCAUCAGAGGCAGGGCUAAUCCACGACGGUAUUGCUGCCGUGGAUUGGGCAAUGCAAGUGGCGGAUAUCCCAGCCAGCCGAAUAGUCAUAAUGGGCCAUAGCCUUGGGACGGCUGUUACAAGCGGCGUCGCAGAACAUUUCGCUAUGCAAGGAAUCGAAUUCGCGGGUAUAAUUCUCAUUGCCGGGUUCUCGGACCUGCCAACUCUUCUUUCCUCAUAUUCAGCAGCGGGUUUUAUCCCGGUGCUUUCGCUGCUUCGCCCAAUCCCACCGGUCCUCCGGUUCUUCCAAAACUUUAUCGUGGAUAAGUGGAAGUCGGCAGACCGACUUGCCCAUGUGGUGAGAUUAACACGAACAAGGCUACGACUGACUUUUAUCCAUGCCAAGAAUGACAUAGCGGUACCAUCUCAUGAGAGCGAUGCGUUAUUCAAAUCGGCGGCUAGCGCUACCACUGGAGAAGACUUGGACAACGACAACUUUUUAUCAUGGAAAGAACAGCGAACCCUACACAGAGAUGAUGAGACAUUUACGACGGUUGCCAAAGCUGGACCAGAUAUUAUCAUCAGGGAAGAACUUGUGUCGUAUAGUGGACACAACGAAGUAAUGGUGUCCUCAUCAGUCUCGCUCGCCGUUAUGAGAUCGUUUGAGCUCAAUGCUAUAAGUAUUUAG